Messenger RNA from Parus major (Great Tit), 320 nucleotides. RefSeq names its product translocase of outer mitochondrial membrane 6 (gene TOMM6). The transcript has 3 exons. Gene Ontology annotation, cellular component: mitochondrial outer membrane translocase complex. NCBI's taxonomy places the organism in Eukaryota, Metazoa, Chordata, Aves, Passeriformes, Paridae. The coding region runs from base 2 to 214 and encodes 70 amino acids. The record is from RefSeq and is a predicted model, not a curated record.
AAUGGCGGCGGCGGGAGCGGCGGGCACGGCGGGAGCGGCGGCGGUUCCGCCGCGGGGCAUCCGCGCCUGGCUGCGGAGCGCGUUCCGCUUCGCCACCGACCGCAACGAUUUCCGCAGGAACCUGCUGGUGAACCUGGGGCUGUUUGCCGCCGGGGUCUGGGUCGCCCGGAACCUGACGGACAUUGACCUGAUGGCCCCGCAGCCCGUCCCGUAGCAGCGAGCAGAGAAGAACCAGCUCCCCUGACGCUGCUGAAUCCCUGUCCCAGGAAGGAGCCGGAGCUGCCGGGAGCAGAGCUCACCCUCCCACCAGGACUGGAGAC